Molecule: messenger RNA, 1774 nt
Organism: Indicator indicator
Lineage: Eukaryota; Metazoa; Chordata; Aves; Piciformes; Indicatoridae
Gene: REL
Product: REL proto-oncogene, NF-kB subunit
Exons: 9
Coding region: 37-1728 (563 amino acids)
Biological process (GO): regulation of transcription by RNA polymerase II; response to cytokine; canonical NF-kappaB signal transduction
Cellular component (GO): cytoplasm
Molecular function (GO): RNA polymerase II cis-regulatory region sequence-specific DNA binding; DNA-binding transcription factor activity, RNA polymerase II-specific
Source: RefSeq, a predicted model, not a curated record
UACAUUGAAAUUUUUGAACAACCCAGGCAAAGAGGCAUGCGUUUCAGAUACAAAUGUGAGGGAAGGUCAGCAGGCAGCAUUCCAGGAGAACACAGUACUGAAAACAAUAAGACGUUCCCUUCCAUACAGAUUCUGAACUAUUUUGGAAAAAUCAAAAUAAGAACCACACUGGUAACAAAGAAUGAACCCUACAAGCCUCACCCUCAUGAUCUGGUUGGAAAAGACUGCAGAGAUGGCUACUACGAAGCAGAGUUUGGGCCAGAACGCCGAGUCCUGUCUUUUCAGAAUUUGGGCAUUCAGUGUGUGAAGAAGAAAGACCUGAAGGAAUCGAUUUCUUUACGAAUCUCGAAGAAGAUUAACCCCUUCAAUGUGCCUGAAGAACAGCUGCACAACAUCGAUGAGUAUGAUCUCAAUGUCGUCCGCCUCUGCUUCCAAGCAUUUCUCCCUGACGAACACGGCAACUACACGUUAGCUCUUCCUCCUUUGAUUUCCAACCCCAUCUAUGACAACAGAGCUCCCAACACCGCAGAAUUGAGAAUUUGUCGUGUGAACAAGAACUGUGGAAGCGUAAAAGGAGGUGACGAGAUAUUUCUACUGUGUGACAAAGUUCAGAAAGAUGACAUAGAAGUCAGAUUUGUCUUGGACAACUGGGAGGCCAAAGGUUCCUUCUCACAAGCUGAUGUUCACCGUCAAGUUGCAAUUGUGUUCAGAACACCGCCGUUUCUCAAAGAUAUCACCGAGCCUGUCACGGUGAAGAUGCAGCUGCGAAGACCUUCAGACCAGGAAGUCAGUGAGCCUAUGGAUUUCAGAUACCUACCAGAUGAAAAGGAUCCAUAUGGCAACAAAGCAAAAAGACAAAGAUCAACACUGGCUUGGCAAAAGCUCAUACAGGACUGUGGAUCAAAUGUGACCGAGAAGCCCAAAGUGACUUCGUUCCCCACUAUCACUUCUGAACGGAAGCUGAUUAAGAAAGAACCAAACCUGUGUCCAUCCACACUGAUGAUGCCAGGGCUAGGAACCCUGGACAGCCCCAGUCAGAUGUACUCUGUGGGCAGCCAGCUCGCGCAUCCGCCUGUGCCAGUGGGGCCAGGGAAGCAGGACACGCUCUCCUCGUGCCAGCAGCUCUACAGCAACUCUUCUUCAGCCGGCAGCCUGCUCAACGCACACCCACAGCACAGCCUGCUGCCUCAAGGCUCACUCCCAGCUUACCAGGAGAACCCUCUGAACUGGCCUGAUGAGAAGGAUUUGGGUUUCGACUGGAAUUUAGGUGGCAUAAGUGGGAUGGGAGUGGGGCUGUCAACUCCAGACCUGCAGAGCAUUUCUAGUAACAGCAUCACGCACCAGGCCCAUCUCACCAGCACUUCCACAGCCAGCACCGUGAGCAUGGAGACUGAUGACAUGAACUGCACUAGUAUGUACUUAGAAAAGUAUAACCCAGUGUUAAACACAAGCAAUCACAGGCAGCAGCUUCAUCAGGCACCUCCAGCUUGCCCAUCUGUAGCAGCCCCAGGCAGUGCACCUUUUAAUUCACACUCUAACUUAGAUGAUCCAUCAGUUUAUGGCUUUUUAGACCAAGUGUUAAACCAAUCAAGACCAUUCACCAACCCAAUCCCAAACCAUCAGAAUAACAUUGUAGAUAUCCAGUAUUAUGACACUGUUGGUGUCUCCACUGAAGAGCUCUAUCAGUCUUUACAACUUGAAACCAUGUUGCAAAGCAAUAACCAUUGAGCCAGCAGUGUUGGGAUGGAAGUGGGUAUGUAAGGCUUUUCUGAUG